Messenger RNA from Micropterus salmoides (largemouth bass), 2044 nucleotides. RefSeq names its product E3 ubiquitin-protein ligase RNF14-like. Lineage: Eukaryota; Metazoa; Chordata; Actinopteri; Centrarchiformes; Centrarchidae. Gene Ontology annotation, molecular function: ubiquitin conjugating enzyme binding; zinc ion binding; ubiquitin protein ligase activity. The record is from RefSeq and is a predicted model, not a curated record. Gene Ontology annotation, biological process: ubiquitin-dependent protein catabolic process; protein polyubiquitination; positive regulation of proteasomal ubiquitin-dependent protein catabolic process. The coding region runs from base 174 to 1832 and encodes 552 amino acids. Gene Ontology annotation, cellular component: ubiquitin ligase complex; cytoplasm. The transcript is spliced from 7 exons.
AAGUUGAGUCAACAGAGGGACGGGCAAUACGCCGGGAGCAGGUUGGCUUACAGACUUCCUGAACAGCGAGGAUUAACAUUUUGUACCAACUACUUCAACGUUUUUUCGAAGAAACAAAUUUUACAAACAGUGCGAGGAGGACGUGAAGUUAGUUUGUUUUCGGUGCUGGAGGUAUGAAUGCCGACAAGGAGGAGCAGGAAGACGAACUUCUCGCCCUACAUAGUAUCUUUGGUUCGGAGGAGUUUGUCCGGGAUGAGUUGAAGUCUGCCGGAGAGAUCCGAGUAUCUGUUGAGCUGCCUGCAGACUUCACUGUGGUUCUUAAACAGGGUGAGACACUGAGACAGUAUGAGAUAUCAUACCUUCCACCUCUGCUUCUGAUCUUUGAACUCCCUGAGGACUACCCAUCCUCCUCUCCUCCCUCCUUCAGCCUCACCUGCAGCUGGCUGACACACACGCAGCUCUCUGCACUGGCGGCCCAGCUAACUGAUCUCUACCAGGCCACUGGGGGCGCUGUGGUGCUCUUCUCCUGGGUACAGUUUCUUAAAGAAGAUGCCCUCAGGUUCCUAGAAAUCACUACUAUCCUGGAGCUCCCCUCUGAUGAAGACAGCACCCAAUACUAUAGCCAGGACACAUUAAAUGCCGCACUCAGAGAACCAAAGAAUAAUCAAUACACUCCAGAGUCAGGACCCUCAGAUAAACAAAGUUGUAAUGUGUCAGAUCCUUGUAAACCAGACCUCUCUGAACCAUCCUUGGAAGAUGAGCAUCCGAUAGUGAUUCUAACUGAUGGCCAAAAUCCAACCUCAGACUGGACCAGCACAGACUCUCAGGGAGCUGUGGCAUUAGACUCCUGCAAGACUGACCAAAAUAAUUCAACAUCCCACCACAGCCAAGUCCCACUAGAUCAAAGUGGACAAGGAGCUGCUUCUCUGCCAAUCCACCCAAGAGAAUCCCCCCAAAAUGAAGACCACACCCUCUCUGGUCUCUCCCUAACUCCGUCACAAAUUCUCCUGUCCCAGCUCUUGAUCUACGAUGCAGCCCAGCAUCGGAAAGUGUUUGCCACCACAGUGUUUGACUGUGGUGUGUGUUUUAUCGGCCGGCUCGGUUCAGAAUGUGUGCAAUUGCCUGAGUGUGGCCACAUCUUCUGCCAGACCUGUCUCGCCCAGUUCUGUAAGCUCCAGAUAAAAGAGGGGGACGUCCAGGGUGUCACCUGUCCUCAGGCAGACUGCAAUGCAACCCCUACACCUGCACAGGUGAAGAGUUUGGUAGGAGAGGAGCUGUUCAGCCGCUAUGAUCGUCUCCUGCUACAGAAGACAUUGGACUGCAUGGCUGAUGUGACCUACUGUCCUCGGCGUUCCUGUGGUUCGCCCGUCAUUCAGGAGAAGUCCAGCACUGCAGCCAUGUGCUCUGUGUGCAGCUUUGCCUUCUGUGUUACCUGCAGACAGACCUACCAUGGAGCAAAUGACUGUCAUAAAAAGAUGAACUCAAACAAACCAACAGAAGAAGACUCACAGCAAGCCGAAAUAAAUCUGCCACAGUCACAAGAUGGGUUAGAAGCUCUGUGGGAGGACUAUGCCAGUGGCAGCAAGCAAAGGAAGCGCCUCCUGGAGAGCAGAUACGGCCGUAAGAAAUUCCAGGGCACUGUGCUGGAGCAUCUAAGUGAACAGUGGAUAGCCAUCAAUACCAAGAACUGCCCUCAUUGCUUCUGCAGAAUACAGAAGGACGGAGGAUGUAACAUGAUGACAUGCUCUCGGUGUGGAAGAUAUUUCUGCUGGACAUCUGAGGCAGUCAAUCACUUUGCAGCAGCCCCUGUCCUCUUUAAUAAAACUACCUGACCUAGUACUUUAGCUGUUUUUACCCCCAGCCACUGGCCACCAGCUAUGGAGGGAAUGGAGUGCAUGUUUUUUGAUAUGUUAAAAUCACUUUGAUUUUUAAGUGCACUCUUAGCAGACACUUGACAACGCAAACAUGUAAGAAACCUAAAAAAGGUGAUGUGGAGCAUGUUUUCAAACCACCUCUAAUCAUCUCAACACAGAAUCUGUUCACU